This is a messenger RNA of Mustela lutreola (European mink), 3643 nucleotides long. RefSeq lists its product as uncharacterized. The transcript is spliced from 9 exons. Bases 1 to 876 code for a protein of 291 amino acids. Lineage: Eukaryota; Metazoa; Chordata; Mammalia; Carnivora; Mustelidae. The record is from RefSeq and is a predicted model, not a curated record.
AUGACGCAAAGCUGGGUUGUCUAUUUCUCUUUCAAUGGAAAAAAACGCGAGUGGAAAAGUGAGACUCCGAGGCCCUGGCUGGCGUUAAGAUGCUUGACUGCCCCACAACGCUACUGCUCGCGCGGGGAGCCCGCGGCUGAGAUGGCUGGGACUCCUGGGCCCUAUGAGGCUAAAGCCGCAGAAGCCUUCCUGGAACCCUCUUUGUCGCCCCACCGCGGGCCCCAGCAGCUCCCAGCGUCCGGCCCCUCGGGCCACUGGAAAGACGGCAUUCUAGGUCCCCAGGGCGCGCCGCGAGCGGAGGGAAGGAGCUCCCAGAGCGCCUCAGGCUUCCGGGCGGGGCGGCUGACCUCGGAGAACUGCGCCUGCGCGCUUUCUGCGUCCCGGGGGUCUCGUGAUGCAUUGGGUGCGGAGCGGAAAGCCCUGGGGCUGCCCGGCCCUCGAGGCCUGCGGGGUGGACUGACCCGCACCCUCCUCCCGCCCCUAAGAGCGCCCCUCUUCGGUGCUGGUCUCGCCACUAUCAGUGGCCCGUCGCCAGGUGUAAAACGGAGAUUGAUCUUUUGGGACGAAGAGGUAGUUUGCAAAUCCAGAUACCCACGGGAGGAUUCGAGCAGGGAAAAGAAGUCUUCUCCAGAAACCUGCCUGGAAGAUGUACACUCCUGUGUCAUUGGCCAGAAUAGUGCCAGUCGCUCACAUCUAAGCCAGUCAUCGGACACAGAGGUCCCACGUUGGAGUGUUAGAGGUACAGUGCAUAAUGAAUGCAGGACCCUGAGUCACGGUUUGGAGGGAUUAGAGGAACCAGCCUCAAUGUCUGGACUCACCAACAUCCUGUCAAGAUAUUUAAAAAUGAAUCUCAAAGGACUUGGAGCCUUCACAUAACAACUACAACAGCAACAACAACAAUGAUAACAAAAGGAUGAUCUCCAUCUCUUAGUGACAUUUAGCUGUUUCCAAGAGGAAUACUGGACAGAAUGUUGGAAGGCUAGGAUGGCUCAAGACGUGUAUCUACUCCUCCCCUAUCUUCCCAGGCGCAAGGUCUCCUCUGGGGGUCAUCCCUCCACGUUCAUCCCCGCCCUGAGAGUAGAACUGAAAGCAGAGAAGGAGGGAUCAUAUUCCCUUUGGACCCAGGUAACAUCUGGAUGUUGAAGCCUGGCCUGAUAUGUUUUUCCCACUGUAAGAAAUACCCCAGCCCUGAGAAACUGCCUCAUGACUGAUUGAAAUUUCCUUAUUAUCUGUUAAAUUGGGAGUUUGAACUAGACGGGUAUUCAAAAUUUUUUUUUUUUCCAGAUUCCUCUGGGGUAUGGGACUCGGGCAUCUCAUUAACUAAAGUGCACCCUUAUUUAAGGAGCCAUGGCAUAUGAAUGGGUCCCUCUAAUUCCCUGGCACCAUGCCACCUUUGCAGUAGGUUUCUUAGUGACUAUCCAUUGAUUACUAAUCUGGGGCAAAGCCAACACAGCUAAACCUUCCUCCAGAUAGGUUCAUUUUGUCUUACUGUUCUUGCCUUGGGCUGUUGUAGUCUUUUGAUGAAGGUCUUAAAUUAACAAGCUCGUUUCACAUCUAGAACUAAGACAACCCUUCCUGUUCACCCCAUUCCAAAUGAGAACAAUUUCAUCCCUAUCACUCUAAGAUCCCUUGUCCCCAAAAGCUCAGAUACCAAUUAGCCCCCAUUGGAGAUUAAUAAACAAUACAAUAAUGACAGAUAAAAAGACUAAUUCUUUGGCUGAGAGAAUCACUUUAAUUAAUUUAAUCCUGGCUGAAAGAUCAGCUGUGCUCAGGCCUGCUCACCAGCAGGGUCCAUUUAUCCCAGUCUGUCCCUUCCUUGAAAGCCAGGGUGUGCUUGGGAGCUGGCCCUUAAGCAACAAUGAGAAGCAGAUUGUACUGUCAGGCUUCAUUAAAGGUCAUCAUUAGUAUUCCAAUUUGAAGACCGUAGCUCUAGCUCAACCUUUUACCAAUUCUUCCCUGGUGCAUUGUGAGGUUUGGUUCAGCUGUGAAAUGUAAAAUUUCUCCCUGGGCUCCCGGUGUCAGGAUGGGUAUCAUUUGAUGCCUGUCGCUCUGCAGCUUAAAGGGCAAAUCCCCCUGGGGGAAGUGACGGUCUCCGGACUCUAUUUGAAAAUCAAGUCCUGUGCAGCUGCCUGGGAUCCGAACAUUUCAAGGGAUGGAACUUUCUAGAAGUCAGCCUCAGCCAUCAGAAAUAGGCCUUUUCAUCUUACCUGGGAAUCUAUUCCAACUGUUCUUUUGCAAAAUAGCUGAAAAAGACUUCUUAGUGGAACCCAGGCUAGUGACAAAUAGCAACCAUCAUCAAAGUGCGAAAUUGCCCUGGGACAAAAGCUCAGUAGAGAGAGGGUGCUUUGAGGAGACAGUUUUCAGACUGCUCCCUGCGCACAGGAUAGGAAAUGGUCAUUUUCCUUCUCUGCAAACAGCCAGUUUUCUAACCACUUUACCUCUGCUGAAGCAAUUUUUAUUUUUAGGUGAUUGUAUGCAGAGUGGUAAAAUUUUACAUACUUUUUACUCUUUUUCCUAGUAAGUAGAGCAACAGCCUAGUUUCUGCCUGUUUUUUUGAAAUGAGGUCACCUCCUCCGGGUGCCUCUCCAUCACCUGUCUUCUCUGACUCCCUGCUGUCCGGUUAUUUUCAGCUGAUUAUUUUCAUUGUUUUUCUCUUGGCUCUUUAACCUGCUUGUCUCACAUCUGUUGGUGCCAGGCCAUGAUGUUCUUUUUUAAAAUUAGUGUCUCUUUUGUACUGGAUUCUAAUCUCCAAAUGAAUCUGUCCCUGGAAUGGAUCUUAUCCCUUCCUUCCUCCUUCCCUCCCUCCGUUCCUCCUUCUCAUCUUCCUCCUCUUCCUCCUCCUCCUCCUCUUUCUCUCUCUCUCCCUUCCCCCUUUCCCCCACAUUCUCUCUUUCCACUUGUCCUGGUUCAGGUUGGUAAACAACGUCUAGGAGAGACCAAGUUAAAACAGGAAAAUCAGUGGACUGUCAACCACGUUUGUCGACAAACACCUGAUGUCCAGAGUGAUGUGUUACUGAUGACAAGGUCUCAGUGGGAACAUUUUCACAAAAUCAGGGGAAAAGUAACUUUUAAGUAACUGCAUUUAUAAAUGAGCCAACUUAAGCCCAAGUCUACCUUGCUGCAGUGGUUUCUGUGUCUGAGGGUCUUCCGCAGCAGUAUAUUUUGAAUAGUCCAGUGUUAACCAUAAGGGUGAAGUCUUAACAGUCACAGAUCUGUCUGGUGAACUCCGCUUCUGAUAAAGCUUGGCCCGUGUCAGUGUUCCCAUGGGGCUUCCUCUGACACCCCGUCUCCAAUUAGAAGACACAGCAGCCUGUUCUGUGUCCUGGAGCUGUCCGAGUACAUCCUGGAUGAUAGCAAUUUCAACUUGUCAUUCUAGCAUUCUAGCUGUUUGUCUGUGAGUAGCCUAGAAGCAAGGAUGGCUGUGGUUGUUCUUCUUUGCUUUAUUUUUUAAACGCUUAUGCUCCUAGCACAGGCCUGGCACAGAAAGAAAGUUCAGUACAGAUUGACUUAGAGAAAUCACAAUCACCACAUGGCUCUCAGCGCUCAGCACACUGGACUGUGAGUUCCGUGAGGACACAGGAUGUGAAGUCUUGUUCACUGCCAUACUCUUGGCAUCUACCAUAGUGUCUGGGGGUAUCAUAAA